Glarea lozoyensis ATCC 20868 is the source of this 2379-nucleotide messenger RNA. Its product is annotated as ATPase synthesis protein 25. NCBI's taxonomy places the organism in Eukaryota, Fungi, Ascomycota, Leotiomycetes, Helotiales, Helotiaceae. Bases 1 to 2379 code for a protein of 792 amino acids. The transcript has a single exon. The record is from RefSeq and is a predicted model, not a curated record. Gene Ontology annotation, biological process: mRNA stabilization; mitochondrial gene expression; mitochondrial proton-transporting ATP synthase complex assembly. Gene Ontology annotation, cellular component: mitochondrion.
AUGCUCCUCGGGGGACGUGGUCCAAAGAAGGAUCGGGCUCCCGUCGCGCGACUCGAGAAAAGCGAGCGGAUUAGACUUUAUCCGGUUCCGAAACAUUUUCCUGACAUUGGAUGCUCGAAGGCGACAACGAAAGAGUGGACAUUGUUCACAACGAUGGUUGCCAGUCGAAUAUUUCGUGCAAGUAGUUGUGCGAAUUGCCGCUUAUCAGUAUUGAGGCAUUUCGUAUCAAUUGGAGUACAAACGCCGCGCAUUCCGCUUCCAACUACAACCGCAUUGCGACCAUCUCCAUCGUUCAGUCGAUACGGACGUUCGUUUUCGAGCCACCGCAACCUUCGCCAGCGCGAGACGCCAGGAUGGGACCAGGGUAUAGAACAUCGAUUCGAUGAGAAUGACGAGCACGAGAGUGUGGAGGAAAGGAUCAGAGAAGAUAACCCAGGAGAGACGGACGUAGCAGAGGUAGAUCUGGAGGAGCUAGAUGAAGAUGCAACGCCAUGGUAUCUCCAGGUCGAACCGCCAGAACGAGCACCGCGGCCACUAUCAGAACGCCAAAAAAUGCCAGAGCUACCAGAACGACCUCCCCCAAUUCUAGAACCCCUUCUUAACCAAGUGUCGAUUGAUCUCGGUCUCGACAACUUGACUCUGCUGGAUCUUCGAAAAUUGGAUCCGCCACCGGCCCUGGGAGCCAAUCUAAUUAUGGUCAUCGGCACAGCGCGAAGUGAAAGACAUUUACAUGUGUCCGCGGAUCGACUGUGUCGUUGGCUAAGAAGUACAUACAAGUUGCGACCGAGCGCCGAUGGACUGUUGGGAAGAAAUGAGCUGAAAUUGAAGCUCAGGCGUAAAGCGAAAAGGGCGAAGUUGACAGGUGGUUCCGACGAAAAUGCUGAUGAUGGGAUCCGGACCGGCUGGGUGUGUGUGGAUGUGGGUGUUAUUGAGCCAGCAGAUGGGGUGGAAGUAGUGGAGCAACCACAGGGGUUUGUUGGGUUCGGUCGGAGGACAGAUGGUGUAAGAUUGGUGGUACAGAUGCUCACAGAAGAGAAAAGAGAAGAGAUAGACUUGGAACGGCUGUGGGGGGGGAUUUUGCGAAGAUCAGGCGAGCCAGGUGAGAUGCUAGAGGAUGGCGCCCAGGGCGAGGCUGUGAGCGAAGCAGACCUUGGUACCCCAACGGUAGCACAUUUUUUGCCAACGCGAAGCCUGGAUGGCCCCUCGUCGGUCCCAGGUAAAAGAAAUUUUCAUACCAGUGCGCGCAGGCUUGUAUCCAGUGAAGGGAAUCCACCGAAGAGCAACACUGUUGGAGCAGAAACUGCACUCUACAGCAAAGUUUCAGCAUUUCUAGCAUCAGGAGAUUAUGAAGCUGCGGAGGCUUCUCUGAGGCGAGCUUCCGAACUGUAUCCGCGAUUGAGUUAUGGCGGUUGGAGCAAUGUCUUCCAAGAACAGCUCCUUCUGCAUAUUCAAAGUCUUCCGCAAAAGCAGGCGCUUCAACUACUAGGCACUGGCUUUACCGACUACAAAUCGACACCUUUUCUCCGUUCUUUCUACGGUAGCCUUGAGAUGUACCCUAAGGCAACGGAAGUAGAAGCGAGAGUUUGGCUGCAUGUGUUUGCACAAACAUUGAAUCAUAACGGAUAUCCAUGGCAUGGGCUUCUUGACUUGUUCCGCUCAUUGCAGCUGGCUGGCGCAUCUAUAUCCCCAGUGGCGUUUAAGCGAAUGGCUCUUGGAGUUUUAUGUGCGUAUCAAGCUAAUAAUCAAACUGGUGAUCGAAGCCUAGCAGCGUUGAACGGAGUGUUGGAAAUCAUUCGGUGUAUGUACUCUCAGGGGCUCGAGGUCAUCGACGAGGGAUUAUUCGUGGAAUUGCAGGAGGCAACGAGGUCUGCAGAAUUACCUGGUCAUCCAGUGGAGUCUUUGGAGUCCUUCGCGCUUCCAUCGUAUCCUUUAUCUGCGUUGCAGGGUCGACUUCAUGCCUUCAUGAUCACUGUCGACCUACCCUGUUUUACGGAAGCGAACAGAUUGCGUUUGAUGGACCUUUAUAGAUCGCAGGGUAAUUGGAUAGAAUUCUGGGACAUCUUCAGAAUGGCUCAUCGACGGGGAAGAUAUCAAUCAGCCAGCAUUUACGCCUUUAUGUUUGCCAGUGUGGCAGGCACUGGACACCAGAGGGGUUGUAUGAAAGCUCUUCGGAUUUGGAUAUCAUCUAUGACACAUGAAAGUCCACCGGUUCCUAUAGAAGGCCAAGUUGCGCAAGCUAUCAGGGCUUGUUUGAAGGUUGCUGAUCCUUCUGUGGAGGAGAAGGCCAAGAGUGACUCCGAAUCCAACGAUGAGUGGGUGGUGCUAUGGCAGAAAUGUGGAUGGUCUGAGGAACAAGGUCAGCGGUUCAUGUACGAGUAG